AUGAAUGGAUUAGAAAGUGAAAUGUAUUCGCUUGACAAUGAUACUGUCAAAAAGGAAUUGCAUGCAGAUUCAAUUGAUAUUAAUGCAAGUCUAUCUUCGCCAACAGCAAUACAAAUUUCUUUCGAUGAUGUUCUUAAAAAAUGUGGCGAUCUUGGUAGAUUUCAAUUGAUACAUUAUUUCUUUAUUAAUCUUAUUGCAAUGAGUGCAGGUAUUGCUGGUUACUAUUAUGUUUUUGGUGCAGCUGAGCCUGCUCAUCGAUGUCGAUUACCAGAAAAUAUCUGGCCUAAUGAUUCACAAUAUUAUCCAAUAAAUAGUACACAUGAAAGAUUAAUUAAUAAUUAUAUACCAAAAACAAAAAAUGGAAAAAAUUGGGAGAAAUGCAUACGUUAUACAAUCGAAAAUCGAAAUGAUACACUUGUCAAUUGUCCAAAUGGAUGGAUAUAUGAUCGAUCUAUAUUUGGAUAUACAUUUACUGAAGAAGCAAAUCUUGUUUGUAGUAGUGAACCAAUCAAAAGUUGGUUGGCUACUUUAGUCCAAUGUGGUGGUUUUUCAUUAUUUAUUAUUGGAUCAUUAGCUGAUAAAUUUGGUCGAAAGAGAUUAACUGUUAUUGUCACUAUUCUUCUACUUGUAACAUGUUUAAUUAGUCAGAUAUUGAUGCAAUGGAUACCCAUGGAAAUGAACAUGAAAUUCGGUCUUUUAUUAAUUAAUCAAUUCGCAUCAGGUCUAACUGUUCCAACAUUUAGUCUAACAUUUAUUCUCAUGCUUGAAUUAACAUCAUCAGCACAUACAAACUUGGCAGGAAAUGCUGCACUUUUUUCAUAUACAAUUGGUGAAGUUAUUGUUACUCUAUUUGCUUAUUUAGCAAAAGAUUGGCAAAUACUCAAAUGGGCUAACACAACUUUUUUUGCUUUAGUACUACCAUAUCUUUAUUUUAUGCCUGAAUCACCAUUAUACAUCUAUUCUAAACGACAGUAUGCUCAACUUGAAGCACUUUUACGACGGAUAGCAAGACAAAAUAAACGAAAAGAAGUAGAUUGGUAUCCAUUUUAUCAAGAAUUUAUACGAAAACAACCAUCCGCAUUAGUAAAUCAUGAUGAACUGACAUUUUUUCGUAGAGCUCAUCAAAUUCUAACACAACGUUCAACUAUUAUUAAAUUAUUAAUUAUUGCUUUAAUUGGUUUUACAACACUUAUGCUUUAUAUUAAAAUAAGUUAUGGCCUAGCAGUAAUGAAUAUUUCACCAUAUUUAGGAAUAUUAAUUGGUGCUAUUGUUGAAGCAUUUGGUUAUGCAACAGGUUUUUUGCUUAUAUCAACAAAACUUGCUCGUAAAGGUUCAUUUAUUCUUCUAAUGAUUAUAACAAGCAUUUGUGUUCUUCUUAUUCCAAUUAUUUUACCAUAUAGUUCAAUAGCAACUAUAUUUAUUGCUGAAUUGGGAAAAUAUUGUAUAUCAGGUUCAGUGGCUGUAUCAUGGAUAUUCGUACCUGAACUUUUUCCAACUUCAAUUCGAAGUAGUGCUAAUGGAUUUUUUAUUGCAAUGGGUCGUAGUGGUGCUAUUGUUGCACCAAUUAUUGAUACAUCCGUUAAGACUGAAUAUUUACCAUAUACAUUUUAUGCAUCAUCAGGACUAGCUGUUGUUGUCAUUUUACUUACAUUAAUCUUACCCGAAACAAAAGAUAAACCACUGGAUGAUGUACCAGAGUAUGCAAGAAAACAAACUAUUCUUUCUACUUUGUCUGUUCAUAUGUAA
Molecule: messenger RNA, 1746 nt
Organism: Rotaria sordida
Lineage: Eukaryota; Metazoa; Rotifera; Eurotatoria; Philodinida; Philodinidae
Source: the annotation of a GenBank genome assembly